GUUAACGACGCAAGACGACUUCUGGUAAUAAUACUGUGGCUAUGAUGUUCCAGGUUCAAAGCUAAACUGGAGGCUGUGGGAAUUAAUAUCGCCUAGUAUACCAUCAGCUGUCAACCAAAAUGCCCUUCUAAGCUCGCGCACUCUAUUACUAUAUGGUUUCAAUCAAUAAGCCAAAGUCUGGCAAUAUUGGAGUGACCAAAUUCCAACAUUAUGUCUCGUGAACAUCAUGCUCCUUCUCGACAAGGCCCUACUUCCGGGCAGGCCGACAGAGACCCUGCAAGACGCAGUCAUACCGGAAAUCGUCCGAAAAAGAUCUUCAAUCCGCUACAGCGGGGCAUACAAGACUUCGUGACAAACCAUCUAUCACCAUCAACACUUUCCAACCACGGCCUAUCCCCAGAAACACUAGCAUCGUCACUCCCAAAACGCUUCACCGCAUAUGAACCGCUCCUAUUGCUUCCCGCGAAUGCAUUCAGCGCCCCCGCACCAUGGGGCUCACUCUACCAAGACCUAGAUCCGCAGCAGCGCCAGCAACUCUACGAGUCACUAGCCGCAUCAUUCAGCCACAUGGGCGUGACACACAUCGCGAUCAACGCCCCCAUCGCACCCACCGACACUCAAGGACACGAGAACCGCAUGCGCAGCCCCGUGGGCCUGAUCCCCUUGCACGGAGACUUCGGGCCCCCUCCAUCAGGAGAUGGCGAAGAAGCGCAGCCGAGUGAGCUCGAUUUCCAGCAUGCGCUGUGGGUGCGCACGGUGCAGAACCACGGGAUCGUGCAGAUCUGGGCGCCGCUGUACACUAUGUUCUCGCGCGGCAAUAUCACCGAGAAGGCGCGGAUCCUGGGCGCGUUUGAGGGGCUUGAUGAGGGCUCGCUUGCGGGGCAGGAGGUUGGGGACGUUGCUGUUGUUGAUAUGUAUGCGGGGAUUGGGUACUUUGUUUUCUCGUAUUUGAAGAAGGGGGUGAGGAGGGUGUGGGGGUGGGAGAUUAAUGGGUGGUCUGUGGAGGGGUUGAGGAGGGGAUGUGUGGCGAAUGGAUGGGGUUGCAGGGUGGUUUCUGUGCGGGACGGCGCUUUGAAUGUGUCUGUGCAGGAGUUGGUUGAGAGUCUUGAUGAUCAGACUAGGGUGGUUGUCUUCCAUGGUGACAACAAGCAUGCUGCCAGGAUUUUGAGUGACGUGCAGCGGGCGACGGCGACAACGUGCCCAGGUGAAUGGAACAGCAUCAGGCACGUCAAUUUGGGCCUCCUCCCGACAUCCCGUGCGGCGUGGGACAAUGCUUGUAGCAUGGUUGAUGCUCAGAGGGGUGGGUGGCUGCACGUCCAUGAGAACGUUGAUAUACAGGAAGUCGAGCAGAAGAAACAGGAGUUUACUACGGAGCUCCAAAGGAUACGGUCCCAGGCUAUCAAUUCGCCUGCCAUUGCUGAGUGCCGUCAUGUCGAAUAUGUGAAGACCUACGCGCCCGGGGUCAUGCACUGUGUCUUUGAUGUACGACUGUCAUCCCCAUCCGACAAUUCGAAAUAAGACGCUGGCGAAGAACAGCAAAGCCCAACCCACGAAUCUGACCCGUCGGAGAAACCGAGCCAAUACUCAGCGCAACCGGGCAAAGCUGGAUCCGGCCAGACCAAGCAGUGAAUAUCCUAUCCUCGCGACGAAAGGGUAUCGAUUUAUCGCAUCAUAUCAAGUAACCGGCAUUCACACUGUCCAAAGGAGACAUCAUAUAUACAACAAAAGAAAAAGGGGAAAAUCAACGCCGUACUGUACACGUCUUAAAUCUUCCUGCGGAACUUUUGCGGGAUGUUUUUCUCCACAAUUUGUGUCCUCUCAAGCUGUUCCAGCCUCUCUGCCGCCAUAUCCUCCUCGUCGUGUCUCCGGAAAUGCUCAAUGUCUUCGGGAUGGUUGAGGUCCUCCUCUGUUGUAUCGUCUCCGUGGUACUUCUCAUAAUGGUGGAUUUCAUACUCGUACUCGAUGUCACCGUGAUGACCGGGACCAAACCCAAGGUCGGGAAGUCGAGUGCCGGACGAGAUCA
This is a messenger RNA of Aspergillus candidus, 2023 nucleotides long. RefSeq names its product tRNA(Phe) (4-demethylwyosine(37)-C(7)) aminocarboxypropyltransferase. Gene Ontology annotation, biological process: wybutosine biosynthetic process; tRNA methylation. Gene Ontology annotation, molecular function: tRNA methyltransferase activity; S-adenosylmethionine-dependent methyltransferase activity. Lineage: Eukaryota; Fungi; Ascomycota; Eurotiomycetes; Eurotiales; Aspergillaceae. Gene Ontology annotation, cellular component: cytoplasm. The coding region runs from base 211 to 1518 and encodes 435 amino acids. The transcript has a single exon. The record is from RefSeq and is a predicted model, not a curated record.